AUGCCGGGUGAAAGUCAUGCAAAUAAUAGGCCUCGCACGAGCUCAUUUAUGGAGAAGAAAGACAGCGAGAAGCAGAUCUCAGUGGACCCAAUUUCUCUAGAAAUAGAACCAUCACUAAGUAGGCAGAUAACAAGCACGAAAGCUCAUGCGAUUAGCUACAGCCUCACCAACUCACCUCGAAUUGGCUCGAUUUUCAUCACAAAGCACAUGUCGAGAAGUAAAACUACUCAAAACCCUCAAUAUUUGGGUCGGCAACACUCGGUGGCUUUAACCAAUUUGGAGAGGCUACGAGAAACCCACAUGCGGAGGAGCAAGUCGUGCGGGGAAGGAAGGUCGUGCAGACCAUCUAUCGACCUUGAUCUCUGGUCCACCAACAAUCAACACCUGAUAACGGUCCACCAUCAAACUCGUGAGAAAGAAGAAAGUGACGAGGAAGAAGAAGAAGAAGAAACAGAGAAAGGUGGGGGAUCUGACAAGUUCGUUUGUGGGGCGUGCCUCCUCAUUCCAGGCUUCGGCAAGGGAAAGGCAGUUAGAGCAAAAAAGGAGGAUGUUACUGAGAGUGACAUUGUUUCCCAAAGAAUGUCCCUCGAGAAAUUUGAAUGCGGCUCUUGGAGAUCGUCGGCACUCAUAAACUAUGUAGAGGGCCAUGGAGAUGAUGAGCCCGCGUCAAAUCUCUUUUUCGACCUUCCCAUUGAGUUGAUACGAUGCAGCAAUGUCAAUGACACAGAGUCCCCAGUCACCACCGGCUUUGUGUUUGAUGAUAAGGAUCAUCAUCAUCAUCAUCAUCGUAAUCAUAAAGGGGUUCUCAAAAUUGGUAGAAAAAUCGACGAAUCACGUAAUUCCUCUCGUCGUCAUGUUCGUUUUUCUACCUCAUCUCCUACACCGUGUCCCGUUUCACCAACUUCUCCUAACCUCCGCAAAGCCAGAGAUGAGUUAAGUGCUUUCUUAGAAGCACAGAGCACAUGA
Striga asiatica is the source of this 966-nucleotide messenger RNA. The record is from the annotation of a GenBank genome assembly. Lineage: Eukaryota; Viridiplantae; Streptophyta; Magnoliopsida; Lamiales; Orobanchaceae.